AUGGCUGGACAGUCGAAGGAAGCAGUGAUUCCUCCGUGGGGUCUGGCAGUUGCUGGGGCCACAGGUGCCGUUAUUGCCAAUGCUAUGGUGUAUCCCUUGGACAUAGUUAAGACCCGUCUUCAAGUUCAGGAGAAACGAAAGCCCACCGAUAUUGUGACUGCCAGCGAUGAUGUUCAUUAUACUUCAACCUGGGAUGCGAUCUCGAAGAUAGUAGCAGAUGAUGGGAUCAUGGGGCUCUAUAAUGGAAUGAACGGUGCUCUCAUCGGUGUUGCAUCUACAAAUUUUGCAUACUUCUACUGGUAUUCGGUCGUCCGGACGCUGUACCUCGCACAGCAGAAACUACCGACCCCUCCAAGCACAAUAGUCGAGCUGUCUCUCGGUGCGGUUGCAGGUGCUGUUGCACAGGUGUUUACGAUCCCGGUGGCAGUGGUGACUACCCGUCAACAGACGCAGAAGAAGGGUGAGAGGAAGGGAAUGAUCGAUACGGCCAAGGAUGUGAUUAAUAGUGAAGAUGGAUUGUCGGGGCUUUGGAGAGGGCUGAAGGCUAGUUUGGUGCUGGUGGUCAACCCCGCUAUUACAUAUGGCGCAUACCAGAGACUGAGAGAAAUUAUGUUUCCUGGAAAGCUGAAUUUGAGACCAGCGGAGGCCUUCCUACUGGGAGCCAUGUCCAAAUCUCUUGCAACCAUUGCCACACAACCUCUGAUCGUUGCCAAGGUUGGGCUUCAGUCAAAGCCACCGCCAUCCAGGCAGGGGAAGCCAUUCAAGAGCUUUAUUGAAGUCAUGCAAUUUAUUAUUCAGAAUGAAGGUCUAUUAGGACUCUUUAAGGGAAUUGCCCCUCAGAUCACAAAGGGUCUCUUGGUGCAAGGUCUUCUCAUGAUGACCAAGGAACGCAUGGAACUCAUGUUUAUCAUUCUAUUCCGCUACAUGCGGAAGAUCCGGGAUGAGAAGCUCAAAAAGGUUGCAGAUAUGGCAGCAGCAAAGGCAAAAGAGACGCUGCCUUUGGUCACAAAGUAG
Messenger RNA from Cadophora gregata, 1014 nucleotides. RefSeq names its product ADP/ATP carrier protein (gene ANT1). The coding region runs from base 1 to 1014 and encodes 337 amino acids. NCBI's taxonomy places the organism in Eukaryota, Fungi, Ascomycota, Leotiomycetes, Helotiales, Ploettnerulaceae. The transcript has 4 exons. The record is from RefSeq and is a predicted model, not a curated record. Gene Ontology annotation, biological process: transmembrane transport.